Molecule: messenger RNA, 678 nt
Organism: Blastocystis hominis
Lineage: Eukaryota; Bigyra; Opalinata; Blastocystidae
Exons: 3
Coding region: 1-678 (225 amino acids)
Molecular function (GO): protein binding
Source: RefSeq, a predicted model, not a curated record
AUGUUUACACUGAAAUCCUAUCUGGAAAAGCUGUCCAAUCCCAUAGGUGGUGCUGAAGUCAAGAUCAAAUAUGGGCAGACUUCCUAUAACAGCAUUCGUAUCUGCAAUACGGAUAUUGCAUGGACCUACGUGGGUGUGACCCAUGAGUAUGUCAUGUCAAACACUCCCAAUACGGAAACCGUAGUGAUUCCGUAUAAGACUGCGGCGGAUACUUUCAUUCUUCAUGAUCUCUCUAACUUUGACUACGAAAAGAAAAAGAAGCGGUGGGCUCUCGAUGCUCAGCUGCUCUAUCAGGACUUGGUGAACAAUCCUACCAAUACCCGAUCAGCUUUCUAUCUGGCACAGUCGUAUGAUUGCUUGGAUGAUUUAGUAAAUGCCUACAAGUACUACAAUCUGAGAUACGAAAUGGGUGGUUGGUAUGAAGAACGCUAUGAAUCGCUUGUGAGAAUGGGUGGACUAUUAGAGCGAAUGGGUUACGACUGGCCCCAAUGCGAAUACCAGUAUCUCCAGGCUUAUUCGUUUCUCCCUAUUCGCUCGGAGCCGCUCUACCUGAUCGCCAAGCAUUGGUAUGAAGAGAAAAUGUACGAUGUGGCUUUCCUCUUUGCGUCUCGCGCCUAUCAGAUUCCCUUCCCCACCCAAAUCCGACUCUUUAUCAACCAGGACAUCUACUCUUUCUAG